UAUUGCUGUGCUUUGUAGAGGGAAAAUGACAGAACAACAGGGAACCCCGGACCAGCUGCCUGCAGAGAAGGGCCAAGGAGGAGCUGGAGCUACAUAUAAGUUGACAAUUUUUGAGUUUGAGAACUUUCGUGGAAGGAAGGCAGAGUGCUCUGGUGAAUGUAAGGAUGCCUGGGAGAAGACACAGAAAAUUGGCUCAAUCAUUGUGGAGUCAGGACCAUGGGUUGGGUAUGAGCGUCCAGGAUAUGCAGGAGAGCAGUUUGUGCUAGAGAAAGGAGAGUAUCCUUGCUGGAGCUCCUGGACAAACUGGCAGAAUAGCUUCAGCCUGUGCUCUUUCAGGCCUCUGAAAGUGGAUAGUGCAGACCAUAAGCUGCACCUGUUUGAGAACGCAACCUUUGAAGGUAGAAAGAUGGAGAUUGUUGAUGAUGAUGUCCCCAGUCUGUUGGCUUAUGGUUUCCAGGACCGUGUGGCCAGUGCGAAGGCUAUCAAUGGAACGUGGGUUGGAUACUCAUACCCAGGCUACAGAGGGCGCCAGUAUGUGUUUGAACAUGGAGACUACAAGCACUGGAACGACUGGGGAGCCACUGCACCUCAGAUCCAGUCCGUCCGACGUGUGCGGGACAUGCAGUGGCACAAGAGAGGAUGCUAUAUUGCCCCUUCCCCUACACCUCCCAAUCCCGCUCCAGCUCCCGCUCCCACUCCCAACCCCAAUCCUAACCCGAACCCUAAACCCAAACCUAACCCCAAUCCUAACCCUGCUCCCAACCCCAAAUCCCAAACUCAACCCCAACCAUAAACACCACAACUCCAGCACCUCCUACACCAACUGGGGCACGCGGAAGGCAGCAAGCAAGUCCCCAGUCUCUCUACUGCACACCUUUGUAGUCUAGAAUAACUGACAUGCAACUUCUGCAAACUGGUACAGAACUGACAAUAAUGUAACAUUUAAAUCUGCUGGGAAUAAAGGUUUUGGCCCUGAAUUUUGGUCAUCUGGAAA
Molecule: messenger RNA, 994 nt
Organism: Notolabrus celidotus (New Zealand spotty)
Lineage: Eukaryota; Metazoa; Chordata; Actinopteri; Labriformes; Labridae
Gene: crybb3
Product: crystallin, beta B3
Exons: 5
Coding region: 26-793 (255 amino acids)
Biological process (GO): lens development in camera-type eye; visual perception
Molecular function (GO): structural constituent of eye lens
Source: RefSeq, a predicted model, not a curated record